CAGAAAAUGUUGCUCUGAAUAAGGUUACCACACAAUCGCCAGAGUGUCCUGGUUAUGAAGGUGCAGGUUAUUUGGCUGUAGAUGGUAACACUACAACUGAAUUUGGACAAAGCAAACCACACGCAUGCGCGUGCGUAAUGGGGACAUCUUCCACAUUCUGGAGUGUUGAUCUAGGAAAACGGUAUCCACUUCACAACAUAAGAAUAUUCCAGAGGAAUAGCGACCAUUUCAGAUUAAACGGAUUCAGUGUUUCUGUUGAUGAGAGUCCCUGCUACCAGUGGACGAGUAGUUCGAGUCCACCAACAGUGAUUGAUAUAACAUGUGAUAAAACAGGACAACUAGUGAAGUUCAGUGUUCCAAGGGCAGACUAUUUUGUUCUGUGUGAAGUACAGAUAUUUGGAGUCUCCGGAUGGGACAAGGAGCUGGGUCCAUCUAACCAGGACAGUUUUGGUAGGAAGACCACGAAAGAACAGAUAGUUCAUGUAGCCAUUGUUGCCAAACCAUUAAAUCGUGUCCUUGAAUCUCUUCAUCCCAAAGAAUAUUCUGCCAGCACAAAUCUUGACCUUCAUUUUGGCCUUCAGAAUUAA
Molecule: messenger RNA, 587 nt
Organism: Gigantopelta aegis
Lineage: Eukaryota; Metazoa; Mollusca; Gastropoda; Neomphalida; Peltospiridae
Exons: 4
Coding region: 138-587 (149 amino acids)
Source: RefSeq, a predicted model, not a curated record